Adineta ricciae is the source of this 684-nucleotide messenger RNA. The record is from the annotation of a GenBank genome assembly. Lineage: Eukaryota; Metazoa; Rotifera; Eurotatoria; Adinetida; Adinetidae.
AUGGACCAAGGAAUUAUUCGUGCUUUUAAAGCGCAUUACAGACGAAAUCUGGUCAAGUAUAUUAUUGCAAGAGCUGGUGUUGUAACAACAGCUGAAGAUAUUAGUAUCACUGCUUUAGAUGCAGUUUAUUGGAUCGAUAGUGCGUGGGCAGCAAUAACGGAAACAACAGUAAGAAAUACAUUUAAAUCAGCUGGAUUUGAGAAACCAUUUGCAAUCAAUGACAUUGAUAUUCAACAGAUUUCCAUUGCCAAUGAAGUUACAUCAGCAGUUGAUAAAUCAAUUGAAGAAUUAGAUCGAAUAUUGGUACGUUUAUCCGUUGGUGGGAGGUCUAUAACUGCUAUUGAUUAUGUGUGUAUUGAUGAUAAUACGCCAUCGUUUAAUGAAUCGGACGAUUCAACUGAUAAAUUAUUAACGAUCCAUGGAAUUAUUAAUGAUGAUUUUGAUAAUAAAGAGGAUCAAUUAAAUGAUGAUCUACCAAGUGAAGAAUCACCAACAUUGUCUGAAUGUCUAGAACUAGUUCGACGACUUCGCCUAUUUUCAAUAACACAACAACCAGAAUUACAUUCGUUUAUUAUUCAAUUAGAGUCUAAAUUAACUGAUGCAUUACUCGACUCCAACAUGUCAAAACAAAGAUCUAUAUUGGAGUACUUCAGAUGUUCAACUGAUAGAGCUGUUAUUAAAUAA